Messenger RNA from Hibiscus syriacus, 1667 nucleotides. Its product is annotated as probable transcription factor KAN2. The record is from RefSeq and is a predicted model, not a curated record. Gene Ontology annotation, cellular component: nucleus. Bases 312 to 1373 code for a protein of 353 amino acids. The transcript has 6 exons. Gene Ontology annotation, biological process: regulation of DNA-templated transcription; abaxial cell fate specification. Gene Ontology annotation, molecular function: transcription cis-regulatory region binding. NCBI's taxonomy places the organism in Eukaryota, Viridiplantae, Streptophyta, Magnoliopsida, Malvales, Malvaceae.
ACGCUCUACUUACAUUACACUGCUCCUCUUCUUCUUCAUCUUCCUCUCUCUCAAGUGUCAUUUUCUCACAUAUUCUUCUCUUUUUCAAUCUUCAAUCUCUGCAACUACUGAUCAGCUCCAUCGGAAGAUAAGCUUAGUUUGAAACCUUUUGGCUGCUUGGAUCAUCACUUCUUCCUCGUCUCCUUCUCCUCCUUUGUAUAUUUAUAUUAGAGACCUAACCUAAUACUUUGGUUGAUAUCAUAUUUGCUUAUUGUUUGUAUCUCAAGAAUUAAGAAUACAACAGCAGCAAGAAAGGGGGAGGGGCCAGAAAGAUGGAGCUGUUCCCUGCACAACCAGAUUUAUCCUUGCAAAUCAGUCCACCGAACAGCAAACCCACAUCGAGAGCUCUCGACUCGAGGAACUCUUCCAUGUCUUCAAUGGCGAAACCCGAUAACUGCUUUGAGCUCUCUUUCUCCAAUCCAAGGGUUUCAGAGACCAACCCCAACCAGUUUCAUCACCUUCUCCAAAACGGGAGCGGCACCACCAAUUGCAAUGGUAAUCUUUUCCAGUCUUAUCACCAGAACCAAUUCCCUCACCAUCACAGCCAACUGCAACAUCCGGUACUGUAUCAACAUCAGCAACAUCAACAACAAGGGCUAGGACAAGAGUUUGGGUUCUUGAGACCCAUAAGGGGAAUUCCCGUCUACCAAAACCCUCCUACUCAUCCUCCUCCUUUCCCGUUUCCUCAACAGCCCUUGGAUUCAUCUUUAGUUUCCUCUCCUUAUUUGGUUACUAACAAAAUUAGUAACACCAGCUUCAACCCCUUUCAGUCUCAAGGAUUGAUGAGAUCAAGAUUCAUGUCGAGGUUUCCAGCUAAACGAAGCAUGAGAGCUCCAAGGAUGAGAUGGACUACUACACUCCACGCUCGCUUCGUUCAUGCUGUUGAGCUAUUGGGUGGUCAUGAAAGAGCUACUCCCAAAUCAGUUCUUGAGCUAAUGGAUGUCAAAGAUCUUACCUUAGCACAUGUUAAAUCCCAUCUUCAGAUGUAUCGAACUGUGAAGACCACUGACAGAGCAGCUGCAUCAUCAGGGCAAUUGGAUGCAUUUGAAAAUGGAUCAUCUGGGGAUACUUCUGAAGAUAUGAUGUUUGACCCUAGAAGAUCAGAGAUAUCAUCAGUUCGUCAGGGAAGAUCGUCAUCAUCAAGUGCUCAACAAGACAACCAGGAGUACCAUGGACUGUGGAGUAAUUCUUCAAGGGAAGCUUGGCUGCAUGGCAAACCCAAGGAUUCUCCACGGAACUUACCUUCUCUCCAGAAGGGUAUAUCAGAUGUAAGCUCAUCAGGGACAUGCCCCAAGAAGCUUAAUUUGGAGUUCACAUUGGGGGUGCCAAAUUGAUAUAAUAUAUUUUUAUAUCUUAAGGUUUGUAGUGCUGAAUUUGAAAUGAUGAUUAUAUAUCUCGGACUGAGAAAAGAGAAGGGAGGGAGGAUCUGGUGAAGAGAAUCAGGUACCCUUGAGAGAAGAAAAAGAGAGAAGACAAGAAAGACAGAGAGCAAGAAAAGGUGAGAAGAAAAAGCACCACGUCCUUCCUAUCAAACCAGCCGUGAGAGAUCCAAAUCAAUAUAUUAUAUUCCUACGUAAAUAUGAAAUCUAAUUGAUUUUGUAUGUUUUGCACUUAGUGACAGAGAGAGA